UUAUACCUUUGCAUGAUGCUGCUAUGUUCUUCGAAGCUCGAUGGCUUACACAAUGGCUUAGGCCGGCUAUUGCUCGAACAGUCGAACUUAUCAUGGAUUCUUUUCCUUGCUGUGUGGGUUUUCGACGCGUGCAGUCACACCAAGACAGCCUGGUCCAACACCUCAACUGAGGCAGGACCUUCCUGGGCCUACUCGGGCUUAUUACUCUCAGCGCUGCAGGAAUUUUUUAUUUACCCUUUUCCUCUCCCCCGAUCACCUCUCGUCCUCGCGUGCGUCCGUGGCUCCGUCCAUCCUUUUCUCCCUUGCAGCGAGGACUGGCCGAGCGGCGCCGCCCUUCGCCAGGUCUUCGUCGGUCCCUUCGCCGGCUACGAGUAUCGACAAGGUGCCUCUAGUCCGUUGGCGAUGGGGAGCACGGGGUUCUCGUGGACGCUGCCGGACCACCCUAAGCUCCCCAAGGGGAAGCCGGUGGCCGUCGUCGUGCUGGACGGGUGGGGCGAGGCCAACCCCGACGAGUACAACUGCAUCCAUGUUGCUCAGACUCCCGUCAUGGACUUGCUCAAGAAUGGUGCUCCAGAGAAGUGGAGACUAGUGAAGGCUCAUGGAACGGCUGUCGGUCUUCCAUCGGAUGAUGACAUGGGCAACAGCGAAGUUGGCCACAAUGCUCUUGGUGCUGGCCGCAUUUUCGCCCAAGGCGCUAAGCUUGUCGAUCAAGCUCUUGCCUCUGGAAAAAUUUAUGAAGGAGAUGGGUUCAACUACAUCAAGGAGUCUUUUGAAAAUGCUACUCUUCACCUUAUUGGGUUGUUAAGUGAUGGUGGUGUCCACUCGCGUCUUGAUCAACUGCAGCUACUUCUGAAAGGUGCCAGUGAGAGGGGAGCAAAAAGGAUUCGUGUGCACAUUCUUACUGAUGGGCGUGAUGUUUUGGAUGGCAGUAGUGUUGGUUUUGUAGAGACCCUAGAGAAUGAUCUUUCACAGCUUCGAGAGAAGGGUAUUGAUGCACGGAUUGCAUCUGGUGGUGGAAGGAUGUAUGUUACAAUGGACCGCUAUGAGAAUGACUGGGAUGUAGUUAAACGUGGGUGGGAUGCCCAGGUGCUUGGAGAAGCACCCUACAAAUUCAAAAGUGCACUUGAAGCUGUAAAAACUUUGAGAGCAGAGCCCAAUGCUAAUGAUCAAUAUUUGCCCCCGUUUGUGAUAGUUGAUGAUAGUGGCAAUGCGGUUGGGCCUGUAUUAGAUGGUGAUGCAGUUGUCACCAUCAAUUUCCGGGCUGAUCGCAUGGUUAUGCUUGCAAAAGCACUAGAGUAUGCAGAUUUUGACAAAUUUGACCGUGUUCGUGUCCCAAAAAUCCGAUAUGCUGGGAUGCUUCAAUAUGAUGGUGAAUUAAAGCUUCCUAGCCGUUACCUUGUUUCUCCACCAGAGAUAGAGAGAACAUCUGGCGAAUACUUGGUGAAGAAUGGCAUCCGCACCUUUGCUUGCAGUGAGACAGUGAAGUUCGGUCAUGUCACAUUUUUCUGGAAUGGCAACCGCUCAGGAUACUUUGAUGAAACUAAGGAAGAGUAUGAAGAAAUUCCCAGUGACAGUGGUAUUACAUUCAAUGUUGCACCCAAGAUGAAGGCACUUGAAAUUGCGGAGAAAGCCAGGGACGCUAUCCUUAGUGGAAAGUUUGACCAGGUACGUGUCAACCUGCCAAAUGGUGACAUGGUGGGUCACACUGGUGAUAUUAAGGCCACUGUAGUUGCUUGCAAGGCAGCUGAUGAAGCUGUUAAGAUUAUUUUGGAUGCUGUGGAGCAAGUUGGCGGCAUUUACCUUGUCACUGCUGAUCAUGGAAAUGCGGAGGAUAUGGUGAAAAGGAACAAAUCUGGCAAGCCGCUGCUCGAUAAGAGUGGUGAUAUCCAAAUUCUCACCUCACAUACCCUUCAGCCGGUCCCAGUUGCCAUUGGAGGCCCUGGUCUGCACCCCGGAGUGAAAUUCCGGACUGACAUUCAGACCCCUGGGCUUGCCAAUGUCGCCGCCACCGUAAUGAACCUCCAUGGCUUUGAGGCCCCUGCAGACUACGAGCCAUCCCUCAUUGAAGUGGCUGAAAACUAAAUACUGGGCAUUUGUGAUGUCCAAUUUUGUUGCUAUAGUUCUUGAGGAUGGAUGGAUUGAUGCCAUUCAAUAAUUAGAUGCUCUAUUUAUAGAUUCUGAGCUUGCUUUUCACGGUCUGGUAGCCUCAGCUAUAUGUGAGGCAAACCUGUGACAUGCAGCGUUUGAAACUUCUGUGUGAAAAAAAAAUGCUCGAUGUGGUAUCUGUUGCUUUUGACAAGUUCAUUUGGGCACUUUCCAUUUGGCUUCAGUCUAGUAAUGCAUCAGUCCGCAUAGUGAGUUGGAGACCGUUCAGAUAAUGUUUUCAAUUGAUGAAAAAGAACAAGUGUGCACAGGAGCCAUUGCCAUA
Messenger RNA from Panicum hallii, 2428 nucleotides. RefSeq names its product 2,3-bisphosphoglycerate-independent phosphoglycerate mutase-like. Gene Ontology annotation, molecular function: manganese ion binding. The record is from RefSeq and is a predicted model, not a curated record. Gene Ontology annotation, cellular component: cytoplasm. The coding region runs from base 13 to 2082 and encodes 689 amino acids. NCBI's taxonomy places the organism in Eukaryota, Viridiplantae, Streptophyta, Magnoliopsida, Poales, Poaceae. The transcript has 10 exons. Gene Ontology annotation, biological process: glucose catabolic process.